This is a messenger RNA of Sphaerulina musiva SO2202, 1591 nucleotides long. RefSeq lists its product as uncharacterized. The transcript is spliced from 3 exons. Gene Ontology annotation, molecular function: cysteine-type endopeptidase activity; protein binding. The record is from RefSeq and is a predicted model, not a curated record. NCBI's taxonomy places the organism in Eukaryota, Fungi, Ascomycota, Dothideomycetes, Mycosphaerellales, Mycosphaerellaceae. Gene Ontology annotation, biological process: proteolysis. Bases 56 to 1297 code for a protein of 413 amino acids.
CCUCAGCACUGCCACUUUGAUUGAAAGGGAGCCAAUUGAAUCGGGCAGUCCGUUGAUGCAGGCACUUUGGGAGCAAGCAUCGUGCAACCAGUUGGCGGUACCUUAUAAGUACCAAAAAGUCGCUGCAUUGAUCGUGCAUUGGGCGAAGUACCUCGACGAGGAUCUCGACUGCGAAAGUGAGUCCAAAGAAUUGCAUGAUCUUUUCGAAAAGCGUUUCAAGUUCAAGUCAACGAUCCUGAAGUUGGAUAGCAACCGUGAUCCCCAGCGACAGCUCAGACGUGGUCUGGAUACUCUGGUACUAGAUCACGACGGGCCAUGCCGAAAUAACUUACUGAUUGUAUACUACUCGGGCCACGGCCUGGCCGAACCCAGCAAGGGCCUCUACAUCACUGGGAAAGAGAACUAUAAUCCCGAUAAGUCAGCGCCCGGGCACGGAUAUUCCCCCCACGCGAGCUGGAACGAAGCCGAGGCCAUUCUCCAAGACUCCUCCGCCGAUGUCCUGACAAUUAUCGACUCGUGCUCCGCCGGCAGUAUCUGGAAAGACGCCGCCACCAAAGACCGAUCCUGGGAAGUCCUCGCAGCUUCCAACCGCUGGGAUCCCACCGCCGCCCCCGGCCCUCACUCCUUCACUCGCGCACUCAUUGACUCCCUGACGGCGCGUCUCGACGCCCAUCCCGACCAACUUUUCUCCGUCUUCCAACUCCACGACGACAUUAUGAAAAGACGCAACGACGAACGCUCCGUCUUCCGCACCCGCCACGGGCUCAAUCAGCGAUACAUCAAACUUGCCAAAUUGGACGUCCGAUCUUCCCACCACGACGAAGAAGACCUUCCCGCAUAUACCCGCGAAGCAGCAUUCAUGACGUUGCGUCUGUCAUUUGGGAACCGAUCGCAUCUUCCCGACGAACAACUCAAGAAUCUCGCGAGAGGGAUUUCUCGAGCUGCGGCGGAGGCGGAAUUGGGAAUUAAUAAAAUUGACCUUGUGGAAUUUCGGGAGAUAGAGGGCUGGUGUCGGCUCAGUAGUGUGGUGAAACUUUGUAGUGCGGUGAGGAAGGCUCAACGGUUGUGGAGAGGGAGGGCUGCAAGGUCGGAGCUGAAGAGGCAGAGGGAUGAGGAGGUGGAGGAGGUGGUUGAUGAUGCUGGGGAUGGUUUUGGUGGUGUUGAUGAUGAGGCAGAGUUAUCGAGGUUGCACGUGAAGCGUGUACGGACGGAUAGUAAGCUGUUGCCGCGAGACGGGAUGAUGACGAGGGUGGGGAUUGAACCGCCUUCGCCUUCGCCUUCGAUGGGGAGUGAUUAGUUCUCUUUCUUGUGUUUCUUUUUGUGGAUACGAUAGAUACAGUCUUGGGUUCCAGAAACCAAGAGGAUAGAUACCUGAUAUCAUGAACGCUUGUGUAUUUUUUUUCCAGAGACAUGUACCCCACCCCCCCAUAAAUUUUGAAGCCCCCAAUUGAGAACUCGACCCUUUUGAUUUUGUUUUCCAAUAUUGUCUAACCCUUCACAUCCGACAACUCCCCUCUCAACGCACUCAAUGACGGCGAAAAGAAAUACUCUCCUCCCUUGGGAAUCACGAAGCGAUUGAUACCCGACACGU